This is a messenger RNA of Effrenium voratum, 3430 nucleotides long. The record is from the annotation of a GenBank genome assembly. Lineage: Eukaryota; Dinophyceae; Suessiales; Symbiodiniaceae.
GUGUGAAUAAGAUGGUUGCCGGUUCCCGAAGCCAGCAAGCUUCGCCGUGAGAUUUGCCGGUGCGGCUCAAAGGGAACCAUAAUUUCCCCGCAUGGAUGCGUGCAGCGAUGAGGGAUCUGGAUCCGGAUCGGAGUCGGGGUCUGGCCUGUCGAGCUUGGAGAACGGAUCGGGAUUCGACUUCACAGGCUUGCGGCAGCUGCAGGAGGUGGACGACACCAGCUUUGAGGAGGUGUCCUUCCCGAUGGCCACCUGCGUGGCGGUGCAACAGGCCUGGCCCCAGUGGCUCGCGGCCGCCGGCUCCUUGGAGGCAGCAGGAGAGGGGUUCUUCACCCAGCUCUUCGACUCUGCGCCCAGCCUGCAGAGCUCCUUCCGCAGCCCCAAGGCGAUCAUUUCUAUGCGCUUCAUGACAGCCUUGGGCCAAAUCGUGGCGCUUCUGGGCAAUGCUUCCGCGCUGAAGAAAGAGAUCGAGGCCCUGGCCUUCAAGCACCUGGAGAUCGAGGUGAGCAGCGUGAAGGUCGCCUUCUUCCGGGAAGCCAUGCUGGAGGUGCUGGACGACGCGCUGGAGGAGUUUUCGCCCGCGGCCCGGGUGGGGUUCCACGCCCUGGUGAACUACAUGGGCGGCGCCAUCAUGUUCAUCCGCCGGGAGUACGCCGGGCGCAUUCGGACCAUUCUCAGCAGCUGGGCCGCAGCGAAUUCCAAGGGCGAGAAGCUGGAGCUGGAGGCGGAGGCGGAGGCGGAGGCGGAGGCGGAGGCGCAAGAGGAGAAGGAGCAGACAGAGCCGAAGGAUGAGAUGGAUGAAAAGCUCGAGCCGGAGACAGACACGGCCAUGGCCGAGAAAGAUCUGCCCCCGAGUUCUCGCAAGCAGGAGCCGUCAGUAGAUGGCGACCGAAGGCAAAAAAUGAAGAUACCCACCAAUUUCAACGAGAUGCUGCUGUUCAAUGCGUCUGUGAUGGGCUUUGGCGAUAGCUUGUGGAUGAAGAUUGUGCUCACUAAGUUCGAUGACAUGGUGAAGAAUGUGGCGAACUUCUCCCGACUGCAGGAGGAGUGUGACGUCAUGUCCCUGCUGCUGGCCAAGUACCAGGGCCAGAUCCAACUCUCCGAGUUCAAGGCGGUGACCUUGGCGUCUCUGCGGUCCCUUCUCCCGCAGAGGUGGGACUCCGACCAUGAGCUGGCAUGGACUUGGCUUUGGGAGAACGUGGAGAACUUGCUGAGCGCCAUGCUGGGCAAGCCAGCGAUGCAGGAGGCGGCUCUGUGGAAGUUCUUCAGUCAGCUCUCUGCCGAAGAGGCAGAGCACCUCAGGAAGCAGCUCUUCCCCAGCUUCCUGGAGCUGGCGCCAGCUGGCCAGGAGUUCCUGAAGCAGUCCGCCACACGGAUCAACUUCAUCGCCGACAAGGUUGUGGCUCUUGUCAUGGAGCUGUACCGCUCUCCCAUGAAGAUUGUCGAGGAGGUCUCGGCGGCGGGCCUGCGCCAUGUGGGCUACGGCAUUCCCACGGAGAUGUUCCCGCCCUUCGUCUCGUCCUCGGUGGCCUUGGUGCAGUCCAUGUGCCAAAGCGAGCUCACGGUGGAGGCCUUCCGCUGGGCCUUGGCGCUGGCCGCUAAGAUUAUGGUGCGGACUAUCACGGAGGGAUCCACUCUGGUGAUGAAGGCCAUCAACGUCAACAACAGGACGCAGCUCAAGAAGGCCAUGGGCGUCGCCCCUCGGGGUCAGAGGGCGCGUGAGAUGCUGAAGAUCACCGCUGGGACCCAGUCCAUUUCUCCCUUCUACUGGGCCAUCGACAGCGGGGCCCUCGGUUGCGCCCACGCCAUUCUGGAGGACUUGCUGACCAUCCGCGCAGACCGGGAGGUCUACUACUACGGCUGUGAGAGCCUGUUCACCUACUACCCACAGCUUGUCCAGCGGUUGUGCGCCACAGCGCCCACGCUGCUGCCGGUGCUGAUGGAUGGCCUGGUCUGGCGCUCCCGGCAGAGCCGCGAGGGCCUCCGGCGCGCCAACUACUACGUAGAGCAUCUUCUUCAAGCAGACGGGGACGUGGCCAAAAACCUGGCUUGGCUGGUGCGGCAUGGUGACCCGGUCCUCAUCUGCCACAGCACCGUGGUGCUGUUUUCUGUGAGGUCCCUUGAAGCCUGCAGACCCCCUUCGAAGCUGGUGAUUGCCCGCGCCGACCUUUUGUGGAAUCGCCUCGCCAUCUAUCGCUUCGCGACAUCGAAACUUUACUUCCUGCUGACUUUGGCCGUGUUCAUCACGGGCCAGGCUGCGCUCUUCCGGCAUGCGGGAGCGCAGACGGAGGCCGAGAACCUCGUCAUGUUCACCUGCCGCUGCCUCAAUUACCUUGGCUGCAUGAGCCCGCUGGUGUACAGCCAAUGUCACAAGGCGUUCGUCGACAUCCGCAAAGGGGCGCUGAAAAGCCUCCCCUGCGGCCUGAUUGUGCCCAGAUACUUGCUGACCUUCCAAGAGGCCACGAGCUUCUGCCUCAUGUGGCUGCUGGCCAUCAUGCUCACCCAGGAGCCGUUCCUGUGGUGCAUCAACGAGGGCAUGGGCGUGAGCCUAACCUGCCAGGGCGCCGUAGAUGCCGCUGACUUCUACUGCCUUUGCGCCUUUUUGGCGAUGAUGCUGUACUGGGCACUGCUCUCUGACCUGGCCAUCUUUUCCAUGAAGAUCUCGGCCUACGUGCUGAUUUGCAGCUGCGUUCUCAGCGACGUGCUCUUGUUCUUCGCCGCGCUGGCCGCGGGCAUCGUGGCCUUUGGCACCUCCAUCAGCGCUUUGUACCUCCAUUCGCACGUUGCUGGUGCACACUUGUGGAUGGAAUCGCUGGCGGCAAUGGCUUUAAGGAUGUAUCCUCGUGACAAAUUUCAAGAUCUGAUGCAAAGCUCCGUGGCGUCGGUGUUUGUGUGCCUCUUCGUCUUCGGCGUCACCAUCUUCAUGAGCAACUUGCUCGUGGCGCAGCUGACGCAGUCCUUCCACGACGCACACGCGAAUAUGCAGGGCUACGCACGGCUGAAGCGGGCGGGCAUCACGUGCCUGGCGCUGGACGCCGUGCCCAAGCGCAAGCGAGUGGAGUUUCUGCAGUCGCUGAGAUUGGAGGAGCCGUUAGAGUUCAACGAGGGGGACGUGGGCCUUCCGGGUGGCAUCCAGGUGCUGGAGCCUGCCGGCGAGAACGUGGUGACAGAGGAGAGCAUCAAGCGCUUCGGGGGCCCCACUGCGCCAAGCGCACCGUGGCCCCGGGAGAAAGAAGAGGAGGAGGUAGAGGACAAGCUGAUGCGUCUGGAGAAGAAGCUGGGCAACAUGGUGAAGGCCACUAACGGCAAGGAAGCCAAGAGUCAGGGUGGCAGCGGCGACAGCGCGGGCGGCAACUCGAACGGCGUGGGCGUGAGCUGCAUAGAAGAAGCGGAAUAGCAAGGUUCAUCUGAGUCACAAUCAAAACCCGGGGUA